Rana temporaria (common frog) is the source of this 1921-nucleotide messenger RNA. RefSeq names its product E3 ubiquitin/ISG15 ligase TRIM25-like. The transcript is spliced from 2 exons. NCBI's taxonomy places the organism in Eukaryota, Metazoa, Chordata, Amphibia, Anura, Ranidae. The coding region runs from base 135 to 1826 and encodes 563 amino acids. The record is from RefSeq and is a predicted model, not a curated record. Gene Ontology annotation, molecular function: zinc ion binding; protein binding.
CUUCUUUACAGCAAAGGUGGAGGAAACGAAACUAAAUUCUCCGUCCUCGUAGUCACAGGGGGAGGAAACAAAACCGAUCUCUCUCUUUUCAUUUCCAGGAAUAGGAAACGGAAGGAACAUUCUGUGACUUCAGAAUGGCAACUGCGGCAGAAGAUCUGAUCUGCUCCAUCUGCGGGAAUUCCUGUACAGACCGGGUGUCGCUGCCGUGUUUACACAGAUUCUGCAAACUGUGUAUUUUGCAAGAGUGGGACCCCCAAAAAAGUUCUGGAGUUUAUGUCUGUCCACAAUGUGGGAUGCAACUCGAGGAACACCCUCCGUUGCUCCAUAAGAAAAGGCGGCUGUAUGUGGAAGAGACAGUCCCUUGUACAUACUGUGAUGACGAUGCCCCAGCAGAGAAGACGUGUCUACAUUGUGAAGAUUCACUUUGUGCCAAACACCUAGCAAAGCACAGUACUGGAUCCAACCAUGUUCUGAUAGAACCUACUGCAUCCCUGAAGGACAGAAAAUGUACCAAGCAUGAGUGGCAGGCCCUGGAUCAUUACUGCAUAGACCAUAAAGUCUUCAUCUGUUUGUUCUGCUACGUAGCUGGAAACCACAAGGGGCACGAGGUGAUAUCUCUGAAAAUAUAUUCUGCUGGGAAGGGGAAGGAAUAUCUAAUUCCACUUAUAAGGAAUCUGAGAAGGGAAAGUGAGGACAUUAAGACUCAGAUCCAUAGCUUGGAGGCUCAAGAGGAAGCACAGGCAAGAAAACCAGAUGAUUUUAGAAAAAGAGUCACUGACCAAAUCCAAAACAUCAAAAAAGACCUUGAGGGUCUUCAGGAGAAGGUUCUGAAUGAGGUCGACACACAGAAAAGAAAAGUUGCAGAAUCAGUCCUUGAUUGCAAAAAAAAGCUGGAGGAGCAGAGGCAAGAGCUGUGCAGAAAGAUUAGUGAAAUCCAGAAGCUACAUGAUAUACGCGAUCCCUUGACUUUUCUCAAUCAAGCAAUGGAAACUGAUCUAAUCGGGAUUUUCAAUGUAGAACCAAUCAAAGUAAGUGGUGAUCAGCUCUGCGAAACGCCAAUUUCUGAGAUGCUUCACAAGGAACUCUUACAAUUCACGGAUGGUCUUAAUAAAAAGUUUCGGGUGGACGCCUUUCCAAAGACGCAGGAGCUCCGUAAUAUUAGCGAUCCGUUGACUUUUCUCAAGAUGGGAACUGAUCGGUUUGAUGAAAAAACACCAAUUUCAAAGAAGAAGCACAAGGAACUCUUACAAUUUGCUGACCGUCUGAUUAACCUUUUGCUGAAGGAUGCCUUUCCGAAAAUGAAGAAAUCAAAGAUCACCUUGGACAUGAAGACAGCUCAUUGUAAAAUUAUUAUAAGAAAACAACCCAUUAGUACUGCCUAUUAUACUGCAAAUCGUCAGGUUAGACGUAGUGGUCCAUUGAGGUUCCGAUCCCAACAUGUUCUCAGUAAGCGCAAAUUCUCAUCAGGGAAUCACUAUUGGGAGGUGGAGGUGAAACAAAUAAAUUGUAGCAUUGGGGUCGCCUAUAAUAAUAUAGAGAGAAAGACAACAAGAAAUGAUUCACGCAUUGGUCACAACAAGAAAUCCUGGGGUCUCAGCGUAGAUGACAAGCUUAUCGCUUGGCACAACUCUACUAAAAUAAAAAUCCCCUCAGACUCCCCUGUGAGGUCAUUUGGGAUAUUCCUGGAAUAUGAGGCUGGGCGUCUGUCCUUCUACCAGCUGUGUGACCCCAUCAGACACCUCCACACCUUCACCACCACCUUCACCAGACCCCUGAAUGCUGCCUUCUAUCUUGGUGAGGGUUCCAAAAUUACAAUCCUAAAAUAAUACUGCAACAAAUACACUCUGACCAGGGCUCAAGUCCUGCGGGAACGCGCGGGAACGGAGUUCCUGCACUUUUUUCACAGCAGGAACUCAGUUCC